Anolis sagrei ordinatus is the source of this 1816-nucleotide messenger RNA. It is a transcript of the gene CLP1, whose product is annotated as cleavage factor polyribonucleotide kinase subunit 1. Gene Ontology annotation, molecular function: polynucleotide 5'-hydroxyl-kinase activity. Gene Ontology annotation, biological process: tRNA splicing, via endonucleolytic cleavage and ligation. The record is from RefSeq and is a predicted model, not a curated record. Gene Ontology annotation, cellular component: mRNA cleavage factor complex; nucleus. NCBI's taxonomy places the organism in Eukaryota, Metazoa, Chordata, Lepidosauria, Squamata, Anolidae.
UUCCUAAAGCCAAGGCGCCUCACCAACAUUGUCCAAUCACCGAGUGACGUCACAUCCGGGGCACGAGGCGCUUCCGUUUCCCGCCCGGAUCCUGGAGUGGAGGAGCGCGAGGGCCCCUGAGGAUUCCCUAGAAAUUACAAAUAAAACAAGAUGGCGGAGGAAGCCGGGGAUGAAAAGAAACUGGUAGCUAAGUUUGAACUGGAAAGAGAGACAGAGCUCCGUUUCGAAGUUGAAGCCUCACAAACUGUCCAGCUGGAGCUUAUGACAGGCAUGGCAGAGAUUUUUGGCACUGAACUGACACGCAACAAGAGAUUCACCUUUGAUGCGGGUGCAAAAGUGGCUGUAUUCACCUGGCAUGGCUGUUCAGUGCAGCUGACUGGCCGGACUGAAGUAGCCUAUGUUUCUAAAGACACUCCCAUGCUGUUGUACCUUAACACCCACACAGCUCUGGAGCAGAUGCGAUGGCAGGCAGAGCGUGAAGAUGAACGGGGGCCUCGAGUUAUGGUGGUGGGUCCCACAGACGUAGGGAAGUCAACUGUAUGCCGCCUGCUCCUGAAUUACGCAGUCCGGCUGGGCCGCCGACCCACUUUUGUGGAGUUGGAUGUAGGCCAAGGCUCUAUCUCUAUCCCAGGCACAAUGGGGGCACUCUAUAUUGAGCGACCUGCAGAUGUCGAAGAAGGAUUCUCAGUUCAGGCCCCUCUGGUCUAUCACUUUGGGUCUACAACACCUGGCACAAACAUCAAGCUCUACAACAAAAUUACAUCUCGCUUGGCUGAUGUAUUUAACCAGCGCUGUGAGGUGAACCGCCGUGCUUCAGUCAGUGGCUGUGUCAUCAAUACCUGUGGCUGGGUGAAGGGGUCUGGAUACCAUGCACUUGUUCAUGCUGCUUCUGCCUUCGAAGUUGAUGUUGUAGUAGUGCUGGAUCAAGAGCGCCUUUACAAUGAACUGAAGCGGGAUUUGCCUCACUUUGUCCGGACAGUGCUGCUCCCCAAAUCUGGUGGAGUGGUGGAGCGUUCCAAAGACUUCCGGCGAGAGUUCCGUGAUGAACGCAUACGUGAAUAUUUCUAUGGUUUCCGCGGGUGCUUCUACCCCCAUGCCUUUGAUGUCAAGUUCUGCGAUGUGAAGAUAUACAAGGUGGGAGCUCCCACUAUCCCAGAUUCAUGCCUGCCCCUGGGCAUGUCACAAGAGGACAACCAGCUAAAGCUAGUACCGGUCACACCUGGCCGUGACAUGGUACACCACCUACUAAGUGUUAGUACUGCUGAUGGCACUGAUGAGAACAUUUCUGAGACGAGUGUGGCUGGUUUCAUUGUAGUCACUGGAGUGGAUCUUGAACGCCAGGUCUUCACAGUGCUUUCACCAGCGCCUCGGCCAUUGCCCAAGAACUUCUUGCUCAUCAUGGACAUUCGUUUUAUGGAUCUCAAAUAGUGCCAUCACUGGCAGGAAAAGGCCAGACUUCACCAAGCCAUUGUUAGCUCCAGUAUGAACAAAUCAUUUGAACUGUUUUUUAUGCUCCUUCCUGUUUUUCUUGGGUUUUUAAAGGAAACUCAGAACCAGAGUUAGAAUUACAAAAGAUGAAGCAAAAACGAUCUUGGAGUGUGACCUCAAAACUGCUGUAAGGAACAAAAGCAAUGUCUGCUAGCAACUUCUUUUAUUCCCAUUAUUCCUCUAAAAUUUUAUUCCCCCUAAAAUUUAAAUAUAAAAUAAACUGAGAUAUUUCCUAACAUUGUCAUUGUACCUUCUGAAAAUGAUCUUGUUGUAGAGAUGGCAAAAACAUUGAUUUUUCAAAACUUAAAUAAAUUUCAAAAUAUUGAUA